Molecule: messenger RNA, 7177 nt
Organism: Monodelphis domestica (gray short-tailed opossum)
Lineage: Eukaryota; Metazoa; Chordata; Mammalia; Didelphimorphia; Didelphidae
Gene: MEX3A
Product: mex-3 RNA binding family member A
Molecular function (GO): RNA binding
Source: RefSeq, a predicted model, not a curated record
AAAACAAAAGAGUUUGAGAGCUGGAAGGGGCUGGGCUCUAUUGGGGGCGACGGAGAGCCGCUGGGGGGCUUGGUGCUGGGAACCUAGACGGGGGGGCGUCUGGACUGUGAGUGUCUAGAGACUCUGGAUCCGAAGCGGGUGGGGUGGGGGCAGAGAUCCCGCAACCCCCCCGCCCCCCCGCUACCCUUACCUUCACCCCCAGAGAGGGGAGGAAAGCUGCUCUCUUGAAUUUGCUACAACUCCCCCCACCCCCCCAGGGGGCUGGGGGAGAGGGGAGUCGGAUUACAGGGUGUUUGGGGAGGGGGGCGCAGGGGGAGGGUCUAUCUUUCUAUCUUGCUUUCUUCACCCCCUCCCCAGUUCUUUGUUCCCCCCUCCCCACACCACACACCCCCUCCUCUCCCUUCCCCUCCCCUUCCACCUCUCUCCCCCUCUCUUUCUCUCUCUCUCUCUCUCUCUCUCUCUCUCUCUCUCUCUCUCUCUCUCUCUCUCUCUCUCUCUCCCUCUCUUUCUCUCUCUCCUCUCUCCUUCUCUUCCUCUCUCUCUCCCUUAUCCCCUCCCUCUCUCCCCCUCUCUCUCCCUCUCUCCCUCUCUCUCAGCUUUUGUUUCGCCAUGCCUAGUCUAGUGGUAUCUGGAAUAAUGGAAAGAAAUGGGGGAUUUGGGGAACUGGGAUGUUUCGGAGGGAGCGCGAAGGACCGGGGUCUUCUGGAAGAUGAGCGGGCCCUCCAGCUCGCCCUGGAUCAACUCUGCCUCCUUGGUUUGGGGGAGCCCCCCGCCCCCACGGCGGGCGAGGACGGGGGAGGUGGGGGGGGCAACGCCCCCGCCCCGCCAACUGCACCCCCUCAGCCUGCCCCGCCGCCGCCACCCCCGGCGCCCCCGGCAGCCCCGCCGGCGGCCCCCCCGGCACAGCCGCCCCAGCCACCGGCGGCCCCCAAAGGGGCAGGCGAUGCCAAGCUCUGCGCCCUGUACAAAGAGGCCGAGCUGCGGCUCAAGAGUAGCAGCAACACGACGGAGUGUGUCCCCGUGCCCACAUCGGAACACGUGGCGGAGAUCGUGGGCAGACAAGGCUGCAAGAUCAAGGCCCUUCGAGCAAAGACCAACACUUACAUCAAGACACCUGUACGGGGUGAAGAGCCAGUAUUUAUGGUGACAGGACGCCGGGAGGAUGUAGCCACUGCCCGACGGGAGAUCAUCUCAGCAGCUGAGCACUUCUCCAUGAUCCGGGCUUCUCGAAACAAAUCAGGGGCUGCCUUUGGAGUAGCACCAGCCCUCCCUGGCCAGGUCACCAUUCGGGUUCGAGUACCAUAUCGUGUAGUGGGAUUAGUGGUAGGGCCAAAAGGGGCCACCAUCAAGCGAAUCCAGCAGCAGACCAACACCUACAUCAUCACACCUAGCCGGGACCGAGACCCUGUCUUUGAAAUCACUGGUGCACCAGGCAAUGUGGAACGAGCACGAGAAGAGAUUGAGACCCAUAUUGCUGUUCGCACUGGCAAGAUUCUUGAGUAUAAUAAUGAGAAUGAUUUUCUGUCAGGUAGCCCUGACCCUGCUCUGGAGAGCCGCUAUUCUGAGGCCUGGAGAGUCCAUCCACCAGGAUGCAAGCCCCUCUCCACCUUCCGGCAGAACAGCCUUGGUUGUAUUGGAGAAUGCGGUGUUGAAUCGGGAUUUGAGGCACCACGACUUGGGGAACAGGGGGGUGACUUUAGCUAUGGUGGCUACCUGUUCCCUGGCUAUGGGGUUGGUAAGCAGGAUGUAUACUAUAGUGUGGCAGAGACUAGUCCUCCACUCUGGGCUGGCCAGGAGAAUGCCACCCCCACCUCCGUCCUUUUUUCCUCUGCUUCCUCAUCUUCAUCUUCUUCAGCCAAGGCCCGGGCUGGUCCCCCGGGGUCACACCGUUCACCAGCCCCAGCAUCAGCAUCAUCAGCUGUCCCAGAGUUAGCUGGGCUUCCAAGGCGACCACCUGGGGAGCCCCUCCAGGGCUUCUCCAAACUUGGGGGUGGUGGGCUGAGAAGCCCAGCUGGAGCAGGAGGUGGGCGGGACUGUAUGGUGUGCUUUGAGAGUGAGGUCACAGCAGCCCUAGUCCCUUGUGGACACAACCUAUUCUGCAUGGAGUGUGCUGUACGAAUCUGCGAGAGAACUGAUCCCGAGUGUCCUGUUUGCCACAUCACAGCCACACAAGCCAUCCGAAUAUUCUCCUAAACACCCCUCCCCUGUUUUGGCUUCCCUCCCGACUUUGGACUGAGUUUUCCACCAGGGUCCUUUAGAAAUUUGCAAUCUUGUCGGGGUACGGUGUUUAAAGAUCCCUGCUUUGGGAUUUGGGAGGAGGAACUCCUACAGGAGCAGAAUAGGACGUGGGUCUUUAUGCCCUCCCAAUGGCCCCAUCUUGGGGAGGUGAGGGAGGGGCAGAUUGGGAACGAGGGAAGUUCCUUUUGAGAGUUACAACUCUGAUACCUCAACAGACCCUCAUAUCUGGAAGCAGCUAAGAGAAACUUUUUAUAUUUUGCAAGGGGCAAGAGUUUUCGCCCUAUUUCAUCACUCCAACCCCUCCCUUCACUAAACCACCCUUUCCCUUUCCUUGGUGAUUGUUGGGAAGACAGGGAAUGAGAAGUAAAGGCACCAUCUGAAUCUGGAAGGGUGACUAAACCUCCAGAGGCCAGAAUGCUUUAGUUCCCUGAACCCAUCAUGCCCAACCUCCAACCUUUUAAUCUAUCCUAACCCUUGUUACCUUUUCCUACCCCUUUCUCGAAGAAGAAACACAUAUAUUUAGGGAAUCUCCAUUCCUGGGCUUUCCCUGUAGUCCUAUGCCAUACUACUUUGGAUGAACUUUGUUUUGGAGUAGGACAGAAGGGGAAACUAUUUCUCCCCUCUUCUUCUCUCCACUACAGUAUUGUUUAGAGGAUUGUUGGGGAGAGAAGAAUAAUGAGGGGCUAGGGUUUGGGAAUGAAGGUAUCCCCUACAAUAAGCACUGGGUUAGAGGAACAAGUGGGGAUGUACUUUGUCUUUUAGCUCUGACUUUCAUAUAUCUGUCCUUUUCUCUCUAGUCUCUAUACCUCCUCUGUUUCUCCUUCCUCUCUUCAUUCUGUCCUAUUUCGAUAUGUCCUGUCACUGUGUUUCCUCUGACUCACCUUUCUCUCCUAUCUCUUUCAUCCCCUUUCCUUCUACCUCCUCUCCUCUUUUUUCUCCUUUCCUCUCCCCACUCCUUUCUUCCUCUUUUCUCUAGUUAAGCUCAACAUUUGGGAAGCCAUGUUCCUCUGGAGGAAGUUGCGGGGUGGAGGGGGUAUGCCUCAAUGACCCUUUUCAUAUUCACAUUCAUAUUUACUCCAUCUCACCAACUUCUUUCCCACCCCCAUCUUUGCCACCACUCAUAGCUUCUGCUUCCUUCCCCCACCACAAAGGAAACAUUCCGAAUGCCCAAGAGAAACUAACCUCGCUCUUUUUGACAUUACCAGACAUCUGAGGGACAUUAGGGGGAGGUGCCUCCACUCCUUGUCCAUUUUUUGGCAUGAAAUUUGUGUAUCUAAUGUGGGGGGCAUUCAUCUAAGAGGGAUGAUUGGUUGACUGUGGCCUGGGUGGGAGAAGGAAUGAAAGCUGAUGCCCCCACAGUUGGGGAUCCUAAUUCUCCUAUGACCUGGUCGGGGUAGGAAACUGUGUGAAAGGAGAUGAGUGAUAGCCCUACCCAGUUGUGGGGAUCAGUGUGCCCCUGCCAUUUUUCUAUCUUCAUUCAUUGUGCUGAGUUCAAAGCCCCUCAUCCAAUAGUUUGGGUGUGGGAAGAUGACUUGAAGAGGGGGCCACAUAGGAUUGGUUGGGGAGGUGAUCUCUCAUUAGGAGGUGUUCUGAGGGUUAUCUGGUUGGGGGGGAGGAUUUGUUACAUCAUGUUUCCCCCUCCCUCACUGCCCACAUCAGGGCUGCUAUUGACCUCUUGACACUCCCCUGGUUCUGCUGGCCAGGCUAGGGAAGGGACAGGAGAGUGAGAGUCCUAGGUGAACCCAGGGACCCUUGUAUAUAAUGGGGUAGGACUAUUGAGUGAUCUCUAAGCACUUAGAGAGAAUGUGAAUCCCAUUCUUCCUGUUUUGUGAGGAGGUGGAGAGAGGGAGACUGGAAGAAAUUCCUUUCUCCUCAUCCCUUUAUCAUGAAUUAAUUAAUCUUCCUCCCCUCCCCUUUCUUUUCCCAAAUCAGGAAAGAGAAAGGAAUAAGAUAUAUAUAUAUAUAAAAAUCCAUACUGUGAUAACUUCCAUCCUUCUCAUUGUCAUGAGCCAUCCCGAGAUGCGUCUGUACAAUAGCAACCAAAACCAAAUUGGGACCCUCGGUUGUCGGGGGUGGGGUUUGGGAGGGGGGUGGGAAGAAGGGCUGUCUGUCUCUACCCCUUACCCCACUUCCAUUCUUUAUCCCAUAAAGGCAAAAGACUGUUACUCUAGAGAGCUCAAACAACCCAAUCCAGUCCCCCUACUUCUCGAGCUAAACCUAGAAACAAACCUAAACACAGAGCAAGAGACAAAACAGAAGAGAGAGGAGGGAGAGCAAUCGAGAGAGGUGUCCAAUACAGAGGAGAAAACAAAAAUAGCAAAAAAAAGCAGUUCUUUAUAAUUUAAUAUUCUAUUUUAAUAAAGGCGUUUAUUACCAUAUAAAUGUAGCAAAGAACCUGGGCUAAUAUGGAAAAAAAGACUUUUUAUUAGGUAAUUUAUUAUAUGAGAAGGAUAUUUUAUUUUAUGAUAAAGUGAUCCUUAAAAAAAUAAAAAAACUUUAGAAGGUUUAGAAUAUAUGUAGGGAGAGAAGAAGAAAAAUAAUACAUUUGUAUUCAGAGUUAAAGCUUAAAAAGUGUUUUUAAUAUAUGUUUGGGUUUAUGUUCCUUUUUCUUUUCCCCAUUUUUUUCAAGGGGUGGGGUAUAUCAUUUGGUUUUCCAGAGGGUAUUUCAGAGGUGUUUAAAGCAGGCCUGACCCCUCCCAGAAAGUGGGAGAGAGGAGGCAGGGGAGAGAGUUUAGGUUGAGGAGUUAAUCCCCUCUCCUUGGCAAUUUUUCUGGGAGAGUCACUAAUAGGUGCUGGUGAUUAUUUCAUUCAGUGGACUCUCCUAACCCCAUACCUCCCACCCCCCAACCCCCAUUGGGGCUAGCCAGGCUGAGCCAGACAAAAUAGGGGAUGAACAAGAAAUGGAGAAUGAGAAGACGGGGGAACUUUCCAAGUGUACCCCCCACUCUGAUCAGGGGGUUAUAGAACAAUGCAGGAAAGGAGGCAAUCCCAGCUUGGGGGGGGGUGCCCUGAAUGAGGGAAAAGGGUGAGAAGAUUCAAGAGAAAUAGACUUUUUUUUUUUAACCAAAAAACAAAGAGAGAAGAAAGAGAAGCCGAGGGGUUUAAAAGAAAAAAAUUACUACAAAAUAAUAAUUAUUAAUAAUAAUUCAAAUUUAUUUCAUAUAAUCCUAGAAAAAGAGAGAGAGAGAGAGAAUUACUAGUUACUGAGUAGAUGAUAUACAGAUAGCUUAAAGUUUAGUAGCAUUGAGGACCUCUGGGUCCAGUAGAAUGUAUAAAAGACGUAAAGAAAAGGAAAAUAGAGGAGGGAGAGGUGGCCAUGUCUAUCCUGAGGUCCUCCCAUCUUCAGAUACCCAGUUGGGGGGGGCAGUUUCCUGGCUAGACUUAGGACUUCUGGGGGGGAGGGGGGAAAGGGAGGGAGUUAAUUCUGAAAAUUCCUGUUUUCCAUUUGCAGGGCAAAUUGGGGUUUGGGGUGGAAGGAUGUUUUGGAGGCUCCUUGGAAGGAUGGAAACUGAUCUUGGAACUAAAUGAGGUUGGCCUGGAUGGGGAGCAUAGGGGAGGCAAUUCUUUAGUUUUUUUCCGUCACUUUUCUAGUCCUUCACCCUGGAACAAUGUUUCAGGACCUUUGGGUCCUUUUCUCUGUUCCCACAUUUGGCAGGCCAUUACAUUAGCCCAUUCCAAAAGUAUCUCUCUUCUUGUUCUUAGAGGAAGAAGAGAGCACUGGCCAAAUCCAUUUACUGAUAGCAUCUCCCAACUUCAAAUGUGGGAAGUCCUUCUGAAAGUUUGCCCUCCAUCCCACUUGCUUCAAGUUUAGAACCUUUUCCCUACUUCACUUGUCAUCUCCCCUCCUAUCUGUCCAUUUAUCACAGUCCAAAAGGGUCCCUUUUCAGGGCCUGGUAGGUCAUCUCCAGCUCUACCUUUCCACCUUUGCCUUCUUGUGAGAUUCAAGGAAUUGCAAAGUUUCACAUAUACUUUCUCCCCACAUCCAUGCCCACAUUUCCUUUAAAAUAAGCCACCACUACAGUAAGAGGGAUGGAGAUUAAAUUUUUAGAAAGGACUUCCAGAUGAGUAUGAGUGUGGAGGCAUUAGAUGAAAUAAGCUAAGAUCUCUCCAUCUUUAAAGACACCCACAUCCUAAAUGGACUACCAGAGCCAACUGGUACAGAAGCAGGUGAAGGGCUAUAAUAACUUUGCCCACCUUUGGUUUGGCUAUAUCUGUGAAUCUUUAGGUUGGGGCAUCAGAGGAGUGAGCCAGCUUUGGGAAGCAGACAGGUCUUAUCCCCUUAAUCUCAGAAAUAAGCCUUCCCACCCCAACUCCCAAAAUGGGGGCCCUGGCUCAUUUAACCCUUUGAGAAUUACAUCAAGGAGGAAAUUGAUUUCUUUAGUGCUUGCCUCCCCUCAAUCCCCAUUCAAAUCAGGCUAUUUCUCUUCCUUACUCCCCCCACAGGGGGAAUUCCUCCUUCCCAGGAUGGGGUUAGGUGAAGGAGUGGCCUUGUCCCUCCCUGUACCCUGAGAGGGAAGGGAAGGAUGCUGGGUUGCUCCCCAUUACCCAGAUACUCACAUCCCCAUCCCCACCUUCCCAUUUAAUCCAUCCUUCCCACCAGGAACAGAUUUCCCAUCCAUUCUGUGCUCUGUUCUGGGAACCCCCAAUAGUAUGGGAGGGGAGGGUAUUUACUCCCAGGGCAAGGGGAGGGGUGUCUUCCCACUGUAGAAUGUAGAAGUAGGAUUGUGGUCAGACUUAAUUUGAGGCAUCUAGGGAAGAAAAGAUGAAUUCUAAUUUGCGAAGGAAAAAGGAAACAAAUAGGGGUAAAAACCAACCCAUGAAUAAUGGAGUCAGGACGAUGUUGCACAAAAUGCAGAGAAACCAAGAAAGGGGGUGGGGGGUUAGUGUGUUAAAUGUGCUAUUAAGAACUUAAUUUUAUUAAAAUUAUUAUUACUUAAAA